Nerophis lumbriciformis (worm pipefish) is the source of this 1442-nucleotide messenger RNA. Lineage: Eukaryota; Metazoa; Chordata; Actinopteri; Syngnathiformes; Syngnathidae. The record is from RefSeq and is a predicted model, not a curated record.
AUACGGAAUAAAACCAUAAGUACUCAUUUUGGAACAUGAAAAAAAGAAAAACUUACUGGCGGAUGCGCAUGCGUCGCCAUUUUGGUAACUGUUUUCGGUUAGCAAGACGACGAGAUUAUUGCCGCCUUUGUGGCGAAAUGUGUCCUCAUAUUUAGCUUUUAAUCAUUUCUAAGUACAUUCGUAGUCUCGAUGCACUUUGACGCGUCCCAGCUGAGUUUGCUAGCUGCUCACCAGGAGACGCGAUCAACACAUCAAACAAUCACAACACAAAUGUUGUGAUUGUUUUGAAAAUGUGCGAAAGAACGAUUGCAAAGUACGAGGAGGAACUUUCUAGAACAAAAGAGGAGAAGGAGCGACAACGUCAACUACUGGACGCUCUUUUCAACAAACAUCAACAAACAGGUGUCCUCAGUCCUCAGCAGCAGGAGUGGACCUCCAUGGUGAAGCAGGAGGAGCCACAGCCCCCCCACAUCAAAGAGGAAGAGGAGGAACACAGCAUCAGUCAGGAGGGGGAACAUCUUCAAGGACCGAAUGAGUUCUCGGUGGUCGGUGUCAUCGUGAAGGGUGAAGGUGAUGCGGUCAAAGGUGAAAGUGAGGAGAAGAGAGAGGCGGAGAGACCAAGCAGCAGCUCAAGUCAACACAUGACAAGAGAAGGUGAUGGUGGAGGAUCACAAGCAGACUUAGCUCCACUGUCAGAUAGUGAGGACACAACGUCACACUCUUCUGACACUGAUGAUGAUGAUGAUGAAGACUCUAAGGCCGACAGAUGCUGGAAAUGCUCUGAAUGUGGCAAAACCUUCAGCAGGAAGGGAAAUCUCAAUGUGCACAUGAGGAUCAUUCAUGCAGGCGAGAAACCUUUCUGCUGUCAAAUGUGUGGUAAACAAUUCUCUACAAAAGCACACGUGGCGCGGCACGCCAGAACGCACUUUGGCGACGACGACGACAACACGCGCUUUCAGUGCUCCCAAUGUGACAAAACUUUUAGCAGCAAGGGGAAUCUCAACGUGCACAUGAGGAUAAUACACAAAGGCGAGAAACCAUUCGGCUGUGCAAUUUGCGGUAAGCGAUUCUCCACAAAAGCGCACAUGGCGACACACACAAGAACGCACUCCGGUGACAAUGGCAACGCGCGCUUUGAAUGUUCUCAGUGUGACAAAACGUUUAGCAACAAAGGAAAUCUGACCGUGCACAUGAGGAUCAUUCACAAGGGCGAGAAACCGUUCUGCUGCGCAAAUUGCGGCAAGCAAUUCUCGUCGAAGGGUCACGUGACGGCGCACAUGCGAACGCACACCGGCGAGAAACCAUACGCCUGCUCGGUCUGCAACAGACGUUUCUCUCGUUGGUCACUGGUGGUGCGACACCAGCGGACGCACACCGGAGAGAAACCGUUCACUUGCUCGUCAUGCGGCGUGGCAUUCUCUCAAAAGUCAGUUUUGCAGUGA